AUGGGAACAUCCAAUGAAUCUCAUCCUAACGGGCGUCGUGAUGAAUCGUCCGACAUGCCAAAUGGAGGGGUUGAUAACAGAAAUGAGGUGCAGAAGCAAAAUAAGGAAGCCAAUGCCAAAGCUCAGUCAAAGUCUGCCCCAGAUGGAUCUACUCAAGGAUUUAAGAAAACUGCAGAAGAUUUCAAAACACACAACGAAAAAAAGGAAGCAAAUACUAAGGUAUCCAUCAGGGGUGCAAGCACAUUCUCGUGGAGAAAUGUAGGUUCUUGGAACGCUGGUGGUAACUCAGAUAAGAAAAAAUCCCUUGAAAUUGUUCACAGAGUAGAAACUUAUAUUAUUGACCACUUGUACGGUGAUUGGUACUGGAAUACUGCAAUUAUGCUUGGAACCUGUUACUUUUGUUGGUUGAUAGGUAGAAUUGGUGGAGGUAUCCUAUCUUUGGGAUUUGUGUUACUCUUCACACAAUCUGUCUACAGACAAGAAAUUAGGAGGUUUAAUCGAAACAUUAGAGAUGAUUUGACGAGAUCUGAGGGUAUUAAUAGAUUGGACAACGAAUUGGAAACAAUGGAAUGGUUGAACUCAUUCUUAGACAAGUUUUGGGUUAUCUAUAUGCCUGCAUUAUCCGAAACUGUUUUAUAUCAGACCAAUGAAAUCUUGAAGGACUUGGCCCCUGGGUACGGGAUUGAAAAAUUGAAAUUGAACGAAUUUACCUUGGGUUCUAAGGCCCCAAGAGUUGAUAGCAUUAAGUCGUACACAAGAAAGGGACAUGACCACAUUGAAAUGGACUGGGCCUUCCUGUUUGCACCUAAUGACACUGACGACAUGACUAAGAAUGAGAUUAAAAAGAAGAUCAAUCCAAAGGUUGCACUUGGUGUUACAAUUGGUAAAGCAUUCAUUCUGAAGGAAUUCCCAAUUUUGGUUGAAGAUCAAACGUUUAAAGGACGUAUGAACAUUAAAUUAAAGUUGAAUCAGAAUUUCCCACAUGUAAAAACUGUCGAAGUUCAAUUUUUGGAACCACCAACCAUUGAUUAUUCCUUGAAACCUGUCGGUGGUGACACCUUGGGAAUAGAUGUUAUGAGUUUUAUUCCAGGGUUAUCGAACAUUGUUAUGACAUUAAUCCAUGGUACCUUGAGACCAAUGUUUUACGCACCAAACUCAUUCGUCGUUGAUGUAGAAGAAUUAAUGGCUAGCUUCAACAAUGACUCCAUUGGAUGUGCUGUGGUUACCGUGAAGAGAGCUGAAAACUUGAAACUCGCAACUAGUGGAAAGAAAACUAAAGCAAACAGUUUUAAUCCUUAUGUGCAAUUGAAAGUCGAAAAUAAUCCAGAUAUUGAGGAAAGAACCAAAACCAAGAAGAGUAUUAACGAUCCUAUCUUCAUGGAAACUAAGUUCAUUUUAAUAAAUGCAUUGGAAGGAAAUCAUUUAAAUUUCAACGUUUUCGAUUUAAUCCCUGACAAGCCUGAUGACCAAUUGAUUGGAACUGUUCAAUUUCCAUUGGCUGAUCUUUUACAAGAAGAUGAACAUAUGGGAGUAGUUAAGAACAUUAUGGAGUCUGGUAAAGUGGUCGGUAAAUUGGAGUUCAAUUUGAAGUGGUUCCCUACAUUAGCACCAAAGGUUCUAGAGGAUGGUACCAAGGAAGCAAUUACAGAUUCUGAAGUUGGUAUUUUAAAAUUAAAUUUGCAUGAAGCUAGAGAUUUAGAUCUUAGUGAUACUGCAGUUGGAUUAUUGAACCCAUACGCCGAAAUUUACAUUAACAAUGAAUUACUUAAGUCAUGUCGUCAAUUGAUUGCGACUAACGAACCCUCUUGGGAACAGACAUUAGAGGCAUUGAUCACCGAGCAAUCUCAUACAACAGUUCAAGUAUUAGUAAAGGACUCUGCUAAUGAUACCAUUGUAGGUGCCUUAAAUUCUAACUUACAGGAUUUAAUUUUCGAGACAUCUAGAGGCCAGCAAUGGAUGAAAAUGCCUAGUACCGAUAAAGUAUCUGGUCAUGGAAUUCAAUCUAACUUCAGAAUUACAGCACAAUGGAAAGCCUUGGGUAUGCACGAUGACAAGAUUGGAACUUUUAGAGAUGCAUCAAUCGGUGGAUUGCGUGUUCAUUUGAGGAGCGCAUCCGAUGUUAUUAAUUUAGAAUCUGUUGGCAAGGUUGAUCCAUAUAUUAGAUGUAUUAUGAAUGGUAACUUAAGAGCUAGAACAGCAACUCUUGCCAAUACAUUAGAUCCACAUUUCAACGCAGUUUAUUUCUUCCCAGUCGCCAAUGAGCAUCAGCAUAUCUUGCUUCAAUUAAUGGAUGCAGAAGAUGAUGGAAAGGAUAGGCCUUUAGGUUCAUGUGCUAUCAAUGUAUAUGACUUCUUGAAAAAGUCUUCAGAUGGUCAUUACUUGGCAUAUGACGGAAGUAAUGAAGUUCUUGAGCAGCCAAUUUUAUACAACGGUGACAAGCAUGGCUAUUUAUCGUACAGUGUUAGUUUUAUUCCUACUUUACCUGUCUAUUCUAUGGACCAAAGAAAAAAUAAGGAUAAAUAUUUGAAAUCAAUUGAAGAGAAGAAAGCCGAUGAAGCUAAAAAGUUAGCUGAAGAUGAAAAGACAUAUAAAGAACAUCCAAAUGAAUAUGAAUGGGUGGCUAUCGGUGAUGAAGACAUCAUAGAUGAUGCACCUAAAUUAGAUGUUCCAUUAGAAAAGGCUAUAAAGUAUAGAAGUGGUAACAUUGUAUGCCACUUAUUAGGUGGUACAUUUGAUAAGCCAGAUGUUUACGUCCACACACUUUUCGACGAUCAUGCCUACCCUGCUGGUGUUUCUGAUAAGUCGUCAGGUAGAAACUUAAAGAAUCCAAGUUUAGCAGAAUGCUUUAUUAGAGAUUUACCAAAUUCUAAAGUUAUUUUCAGGUUAGGAAAUAAGGUAGAGAUAAAUCUGGAAAAGGAGGUAUUAGUUGAGAAGACAUUUGAUACUAUAAACCUUUUAGAGAGAAGUUAUGCCAAACCAAUUACCUUGAACUUGAAUACAAAAAAUACAGUCAAGGUACAAUUUGAGUACAUUCCAUCUCCAGUUAAAUUGGCACCAUUGGAUACUAUUUUAGAUGUUGGUUAUAUUAAAAUCGACUUAUUGGGAGCUGAUAAUUUACCAUCAGUUGAUUCUAAUGGAAAAUCUGACCCAUUAUGUGUUGUGAAAUUAGAUGGUGUUGAAGUAUUUAAGACUAAUAAGAAGAGAAGAACCCUCGAUCCAGUUUGGAAUGAAGCAGUAGAAAUUCCAGUCCAAUCAAGGUCAAGGCAAGUUAUCAUGUUGGAAGUUUAUGAUUGGGAUUUAACCCACGAUGAUGAAUUAUUGGGUAGAGCUGUAUUGGACUUGUCCACUAUCGACCCCAACGAAUCUACUCCAUUCAAGGCUGAUUUGGAUAAGCAAGGAAGAGUUAACUUAAGAGUUACUUUCAAGCCAGACUAUAUUAGACCUAAAUUGAGUACUACUACAGGAUUGCAGAUUGAUUUGAAUAAGGUUGGUGAUGUACCAUUACAGGCCGUUGGAGGGGCAGCAAAUAUUGCUGGUAAUGUUGCUGGAGGAGGGAUUGGACUUGCAUCUGACACAAUUACCAAGGGAGGAUCCUUUAUCAAAGGGCUUGGAAGGGGUUCUAAGAAGAGUAAGGAUAAGAAGUCUGAUAAGUCUGACAAGUCUGAAAAAUCUGCGGAUACCACUGCUAAUGGAGGUGAUGCUGAUACCUCAUUCUCUGACGUUAAUUCUUCCCAAACCGAACAAAAUGAAAGUAACAGUGACGAUAGUCCAAAGAAGUCAGCCAACCAGUAUGCUAAUGAGUUACAAUCGUUAAGAUCAGGACAAACACAACCAUCUGUACAUGGAGCUGCUCCAAAUAUCUUACCAGAACUCUUGCCACCUCCACAAAGGCCAAAUGUUGGUGGCGUUGGACACACUCGUAACUCUUCUAGUUUCACUGAUAAUAGCAGUUUUAUUGGUAAUGAGGGAACUUCUUCCAUUCCAGGUAGAGUUAACAUUAUUGGUGGUAAGGGACUUCCAAGUGGAAACAUUGAGGUCAAAGUGUCGUUACAAAAUAGUGAGAAGGAAAAGGACAUUUUCAAGACGAGAGCAGGUAAGAAUGACAAGAAUGGAGUCAUUAAUUGGAACGAAUCUAUUCCAUUCAAAUCCACUUCUGAUGCUACUUUGGUAUUCCACGUAAGAGAAAAGCAUUCAUUUGGUAAGAAUAAGGAGCUUGGUGCUGCCACAUUACCGUUAUCUGAAGUGUUGAACCAUAGCGAAGAUAAGCAUCUUGCCGUUGGCAGCGGAAGCAUCACAGUGAAUGUGAGGUACAUUUCAGGUUAA
Messenger RNA from Dujonia railenensis, 4323 nucleotides. The record is from the annotation of a GenBank genome assembly. Lineage: Eukaryota; Fungi; Ascomycota; Pichiomycetes; Serinales; Debaryomycetaceae.